AUGCGGUCUACACUCCGGCUCUUGGCUAAUGUCAAGCCUCGAUACUUGGAGCCAUUUACUCCCACCGGGUUGACCGGCCUUACCACCCACCCCAGCCCUCGCCCUACCCUAAUCUAUCUCUACACCACAACGCUUCAGAAGCUGUCCAGAUUUCCCGAAUCUUCCGCCUAUCGCCAGUCAGUGGAAGCUUUGACUCGACACCGUCUCGAGAUCGUCGAGUCCCAAAAGCCACCUGGAUUUGAGCAAUGGUUGGAGCGCGUCAAGAAGACUGUGGGCGCCGAGCCUGAGCGAUUUGCUCAAUUGCAGCGUUCCGAUGGUACCUUCGCUUAUGUCGGUUCGCAAGAGGCCAACGGCAUGGACGAUCCUCGCGGCCAGGAGUGGGAUGGCGAGGGCGCCGCCAUCAUGCCCCAGGGUCCCGCGCGUACCCCACAAGAAGCUGCUGAGUUGGAGAAGAUCAUCGAGGAGUCCAGCUCGACCGCGGCAAAGACAGAUGCGGACUACUACAAGACCGAGAUGACUUGGGAGAACGAGCCUGCGCUCGAGGCUGAGCAAGUUUCCCAGAUCGAGCAGAAAAUCGGUGCUGGUCUCAUCGAGGAGGUCAUUCAGGUUGCGGAGGCCGAGCUUAAGCUCACCGAUGAGCUGUACAAGGCUAAGGUGUGGGAGGAGCUGGAGGAAAAGCCUGUCCCUGGCCAGUGGUCAUACUUCGAGCGUGGCAACUGA
This is a messenger RNA of Penicillium diatomitis, 720 nucleotides long. RefSeq names its product complex I NDUFA5 subunit family protein. The record is from RefSeq and is a predicted model, not a curated record. The coding region runs from base 1 to 720 and encodes 239 amino acids. Gene Ontology annotation, biological process: respiratory electron transport chain. Lineage: Eukaryota; Fungi; Ascomycota; Eurotiomycetes; Eurotiales; Aspergillaceae. The transcript has 3 exons.